AUGCGCACUUCGCGAGCUUCCAAGGACACGGCAAAAGUCCUCCAGGCCCUGUCGCCCCCUGGACGGCGCCAAACGCGCAGUGCCUCCGGGGCAAAUGUCCUGCGCGAAUUUGCGUAUAACGGAGGAACAACUGCUGAACCCGAGGCGCCCAGCAGCGAUGAUGACGUCUCAUCCCUCUCGUCGGUGGCGACCGUUGAUAUGGAGGAUAUUCUGGAACCCCCUGCCAAACGACGAAAAAGCAAGCUGGCCAGUGUGGCGACACGCACCGGUUCGCGGUCUGCUGCCACGCGGCAAGCGCCUGAAAGGUUGAUCGAAAAGUCUGUGAAUAACGAGCCUGUAUCUCCUAAAGCUCAGAAGGCUCCCCGGAAGGUGCCAGCUCGAAAGAUCAAGGAUGAAGAUGGUUCGUACAAAGUCGAACCGCCGUCGAACUGGGAGACCAUUUAUGACACCGUCAAGAAGAUGCGCGAGGAGAAUCCAACCGCCCCUGUUGACACGAUGGGAUGUGCUGAGCUAUAUUGGCGCGCGUCCGCUCCACGGGAAAGACGCUUUCAAACCUUGAUCGCGCUGAUGCUGUCGUCGCAGACCAAGGAUACUGUCACGGCGGUGGCGAUGCAGCGGUUGCACACCGAACUUGGAGAAGCCCCUGAGGCAGCCAAGCAGGAGCCCGUCAUCAAGCAGGAGUCUCCGCCACCAGAACAAACCACUAAGGAUAGUACUCUGAAUCUAGAGAAUAUCCUGGCUGUGGCCCCUGAACGUCUCAAUCAACUUAUCGGCACCGUGGGCUUCCAUAACAACAAAACAAAGUAUAUCAAAGCAGCGGCGCUUAUCCUCCGGGAUCAGUACGACGGCGACAUCCCAUCGACCGCACCGGAGCUGAUGAAGCUUCCCGGAGUCGGCCCGAAAAUGGCGUUUCUCUGCAUGAGUGCGGCAUGGGGCAAGCAUGAAGGCAUCGGCGUGGACGUCCACGUGCAUCGAAUCACGAAUCUCUGGGGCUGGCAUAAGACGAAGAAUCCGGAGGAAACGCGCAUGUCGUUGGAAUCCUGGCUGCCAAAGGAGAAAUGGCAUGAGAUCAACAAGCUGCUAGUCGGACUGGGCCAAACGGUCUGCUUACCUGUAGGGAGGAAAUGUGGUGACUGCGACCUCGCAGGGACGAAACUAUGCAAGAGUGAGGUCAAAGGACUAGAAACUACCCCUCCACGACCUACCAUUACAUUCCUGCACCUCCCCGAGCAUGUCCGGAUCAUAAUCCUUCAGUAUGCUGGGCUCCUGAGGCCUUGCCUGGUCAACAUCAGUUUUGAGAAGGACCGCAUAAAACGAGCCAUCACGCAAAGUUGCAGCAGUAGUCCGAUGCGGGAGACUCGCGGUCAUUGGACUACGACGGUUGACAGACCCUGCGACCACCCACGCUUGCCUUUGGGGCUCCUAGCAUCCUCUCGCAGUAUGCGCGACGAAUUGGGUCCCCUGUUCUUUAGGUUAAACAGAUUCAGUGCGUUCCUGCACACAAAAGCGGACUUCAAAACCUUCCGCGUGGCAACGGCCUGGGGAAUCCACAAUCUGAAAUCCCUGCACCUUGACCUUGGACCUAGGGAAAACCGGAACCUGAAGCUUGACGGGACGGGGGCUCAUCGCACAGCAUUUGCCGUCUGGAAGGACUUUUGUAAGAUUGCCGCUCAGAAAAUGACCGGACUGCGGGAUUUCAGUCUGCGGUGUCGUGUCAGGGAGGACGAGGUGGCUUGUCGACUCAUGCGCGACGCAUACCCUUUUCCCAAGCUCUCUCGCUGUGCUAUUCAUUUCAACAAUAUUCAAGACGACGAUAUCCGGCCCAUUCUCAAGAGGGCUGUCUGGAGAUUGACCGACAACUUGGGACAUAGGCCUUCAUUCCCAUUCCAUCGCCUGCCCAAAGAAGUGCAGUAUAUGAUCCUCGAAUAUGUUCUAAUCGAUCGCUCCGAUCCGUACAUUCCAACAGCGGAGUGGUCCCGCGGGAUCGUCACCUUCCAGGAGCGCAGGCGCCCGCGAGUCAACGUGUUUCCACUUACCUGCUGCGGGACCUGCUCACCCCUGCAGACGAUGUGCUUCUGCCAUUCACGUCAGACUUCAUAUUCAUCCACGUGCAGUUGUUUCACCUCGCCACUGCCCUACUUCCUGGUCAACAGAGAGUUCUAUCACGAUGCAAGUCGGAUUUUCUAUUCCAGGAACAUCUUCGCGUUCGUGGAAGAAGACCCGGAAUUCAUGAUGCGUUUCUUGCACAGCAUCUCAGACUCCACCUUCAAGCUUAUCCGCCAUCUGACGUUCAAAUUCCCGGCGCUCUAUCGCCACCCCAGCAAAUGCGCCCACCGGCCAGAAGAUUCCGCGCUCGUCUCCUGGGCCGUCUUGCGUCGCUUUAUUCGCGAACAUUUUGCGGUUCCCCUGCUCUCGAUCACCAUCAUUGACCUUGGGACCAAGAACUAUGUGAACAACGUCAGUCCGAACCGCAACAAGUACCUGCGCAAGCUGCUCAAGUCUUUCGAAGAUUUGCAAAGCCUGCGCGAUUUCCGGGUGUUUCUGGCUGACGACGGCAUAUUUGAAAUACAAGCGGAGACUGCAGUUCUGGGGGGUGUGGCCACGAGGAGGGAGAAGGCAAGGAGUCUGCCGUUUAUUGGAAAGAGACAUUUGACUAGACGUGGAUGA
Aspergillus steynii IBT 23096 is the source of this 2667-nucleotide messenger RNA. RefSeq names its product endonuclease III domain-containing protein. The coding region runs from base 1 to 2667 and encodes 888 amino acids. The transcript has 2 exons. NCBI's taxonomy places the organism in Eukaryota, Fungi, Ascomycota, Eurotiomycetes, Eurotiales, Aspergillaceae. Gene Ontology annotation, biological process: base-excision repair, AP site formation; base-excision repair; nucleotide-excision repair. Gene Ontology annotation, molecular function: oxidized pyrimidine nucleobase lesion DNA N-glycosylase activity; DNA-(apurinic or apyrimidinic site) endonuclease activity; DNA binding. The record is from RefSeq and is a predicted model, not a curated record. Gene Ontology annotation, cellular component: nucleus.